This is a messenger RNA of Pyricularia grisea, 1047 nucleotides long. RefSeq lists its product as uncharacterized. The record is from RefSeq and is a predicted model, not a curated record. Bases 1 to 1047 code for a protein of 348 amino acids. The transcript has 2 exons. Lineage: Eukaryota; Fungi; Ascomycota; Sordariomycetes; Magnaporthales; Pyriculariaceae.
AUGGAGCCCUCCCUGCAUACCUGGUUGGGCAGCUUAACUGCUCACCUGUUUACUGCAAAACAGCUUCACAUGCUUGAAAUUGCUGUCAGCAUGAUAAAGACCAAGUACCCUUCCUUCGAAGUUGCGCCAUCGCCGCAAAGGAUAUAUCCAGACCUUGAUUAUUUCAACGAUAUGCAGAUUGUAACAGCCUGCUCUGCGCAACAGCCAUCAAAGCUCACGGAAAUAGUUGUUCCUGUUUUGCACGAAUAUCUGAGCCCAGAUGGAGCUAUAAAUUCAAGAAUGUUUCAAGACUAUGUUGAGCUUCUAUCAUAUUCUUUACCUAACGAAUACUUUAUUGAAGAUCCUCGAGGCAGACAUGCCAACUCAACCGUGCCAGAGUUUAUUAGACAAGAGCGCAUCAACAAUACGAUAUUAUGGCCUUUUUUCAAAGGUGAUGAGCACGCCCUUGCUGUAGUAUAUCCAGAUGCAAUCCACUGGCUCUCAUGGAAUGACCACGCAGUUCCUGAUGAAGUCCUAGGCUCUGCGAAGACGCUCCGAAGGCGCUCACUCCCCCUCAUAAAGCUGCAGCCUCAGGCGGUAGAGCCAGAAAGCUCUGGCUGGAUGGUUUUACAUGCCAUGCAACGAAUCCUGGCUGGUCAUCCAGUUGUGGACUUUUCAGACCUCACAGCACCAGCCCGGGAAACAGCGCUAACUCGUUUCAGGUGUGAGGUUCUGGCAGCGACCCGAGCUAGGACACUAAAGCCAACCGAAGAAGACUUCGCGAACUUGAUACAUGACGUUGAUCGAACAGAGUUUUUUGACAAUGCCAUGUACGCCAUGGAUGACAUGUUCGUAACUGAUCACAAUCACAACUCUCCAAAUGUCAUUGAGCCAUGGCACAAGAUGUCUCAGAAGAUCGCCAUGGCGCUCUGGCUGUACAAAAUGUUUCGGAAAUUCUUCAAGAUUCUUCUUUGUCCUGCUCCAGCCAAGACGCUCCAGAAAUUCGACCUAGUUGCCGCAGGUCGCGCCGACCGGCUCAAAUAUUGGACUACAGAAGAAUUAUUCUGA